AUGCUCGCGCACACCAGUGACUGCCCAGCAACACCCAGUACCGGCGGUUACUGCAGCUCGGGCGAUGGGGAAGCAGACGGGGCCAAAGCAGGGGAGUUUGUUAGAGAGAAGAAAUACAAAACGGAAGCGGAAGCAUUUGGCUGGAGCUUUGUCUUUGAGGAUUUCUUAUCCGAAGAGCUGAAGAAAAAAGUCACCCAAAGACUGGAGUCUGCCCCGUGGUGGCUGCCCGUCGAGAAGGCUUUUUGGCGACAGCCCUCAGGUCCUGGCUCCAGCAUCAAGGACAGGCUGGAUUACCCGGUGCUGCACGUGAGCUGGAACGACGCGCGGGCGUUCUGCGCCUGGAAAGGGAAGCGGCUCCCGACGGAGGAGGAAUGGGAAUUUGCUGCCAGGGGAGGACUGGAGCAAAGGGAGUAUCCCUGGGGAAACAAGUUUCAGCCGAACCGUACAAAUCUGUGGCAGGGCGACUUCCCGAGGGUCGACACAGCUGAAGACGGUUAUCACGGCGUCUCGCCGGUGGCAGCGUUCCCUCCUCAGAACAACUACGGGCUCUACGACCUGCUGGGAAACACCUGGGAGUGGACGGCGUCGGAGUACCUGCCGCCGGGGCCCCGGCCGCGCGCUCGGAACAUGCGGGUCCUGCGAGGCGCCUCGUGGAUCGACACCGCGGACGGGUCUGCGAAUCACAGAGCUCGCGUCGCUACCAGAAUGGGGAACACGCCAGACUCGGCCUCCGACAACCUCAGCUUCCGCUGCGCUGCCGACGUCCCGCCUGUCGUGGCCGAGAAAAGCCGGACCAAACCUGAGCUCUGA
Nipponia nippon (crested ibis) is the source of this 810-nucleotide messenger RNA. The record is from RefSeq and is a predicted model, not a curated record. Lineage: Eukaryota; Metazoa; Chordata; Aves; Pelecaniformes; Threskiornithidae.